AUGGAGAACAAGGCUCUCCCUUUAGCCAUCCUAAUAGCAUUACUAGUUGGUGUAAUAACAAUAAUCUUCAAAUGGGUGGUCUACAAGAAACGGAGGACACUCCCUCCAGGGCCAACUGGCUUGCCCAUCUUUGGGUGCCUACUGCAAAUGCUUCUUAACAAGCCAACCUUCCGUUGGAUUCACCGUUUGAUGGAUGAUAUGAACACCGAGAUUGCUUGUAUCCGUCUUGGUGGGACUCAUGUCAUUCCUGUCACUUCUCCUGAACUUGCACGAGAGUUCUUGAAGAAUCAGGACAGUACAUUCGCAUCAAGACCUGAUUGCAUGUCGGGAAGAUUGAGUAGCAAUGGGUACUUGACUGCGGCACUAACACCUAAGGGUGAUCAAUGGAAGAAAAUGAGAAAAGUUCUUACUUCAGAUGUUUUUUCACCAGCAAAGCACCGUUGGCUUCACGACAAAAGAAUGGUGGAAACUGAUAAUCUUGUUCGUUAUGUCUAUAAUCAGUGCAAUAAUUCUUUGGAAGGUGUUGGUUUGGUGAAUGUACGAAUCGCAGCACAACAUUACUGUGGCAACGUUAUCAGGAGAUUGAUAUUCAGCAAAAAGUACUUCGGAAAUGGUAAGGAAGAUGGAGGGCCAGGUCCUGAAGAGGAAGAACAUGUUUCUGCGUUCUUUACAAUUCUUUCUUCUCUCUACGGGUUCAGCAUUGCAGAUUAUAUUCCAUGGUUCGAGAUUUUUGAUUUUGACGGUUAUAAAGGGAUCCUCAAGAAAGCUAUCGAGAGUGUAACUAAAUUUCAUGAUCCCGAAAUAGACAAUCGGAUUCAGAUGUGGAAAAAGGGGAUGAUAGUGAUCGAAGAGGACAUUCUUGAUGUCCUGAUCAACCUCAAGGAUUCAAAAGGUGCUCCACUUUUGACGAUUGAAGAGAUCAAAGCGCAAAUUAUUGUAAGAAUGCCUCCUCAAAUCUCCCACCCUCUUCAGCUCUUUCUAUUUCUAGUAUCCUAG
Fraxinus pennsylvanica is the source of this 996-nucleotide messenger RNA. The record is from the annotation of a GenBank genome assembly. Lineage: Eukaryota; Viridiplantae; Streptophyta; Magnoliopsida; Lamiales; Oleaceae.